AUCGCUCGCAUCCCGAAGCGCGAAUCGUCUGAUCGAUCUGACGUGAAUCGAAUCCGCGAAUACGCUCGUAGCUAUUCGUGGCUAUUCGCGAUCGCGACGGGAGCGAGACCCCCAACCUCGUAUAUGAUGACGCCAUGAUCUACGUCGUCGUGUCACAGCGCGGAUCGUAGACAGCGGGAUCAAUUCGCCACCAGAGAGCGACCCCCUUUCUUCUUUUUUUAUUAUAAUUAUGAGUGUCAUUGGCCCGGAAUCUUAACCACCGGACGCGCAAAUACAGCAGCGAACACCGUUCGUCUCUGGUAAAUUGCUCGCAUCGCGAAUCGCGCAUAGAGCACGUCGUGCGUGUAUUAUCGACAAAUAGAGGAGACGGUGUGGAGAUAAAAACGGCGCUUUAUUAAGGUGUGUUCUCGCGCGAAGAAAUGUCCGUCCCUCAGGCUCGCGCGUGAACAUCUCGGAAGGAUUUAGCGGGAGAAUUGUCGUGUGUCACGAGACUCGUCGACGUGGGGGUGCACCGGUCCCCAGUUGACGGGACUACUUCAUUAUUUCUUCUGGAUAUUUUCUCAUCUGUGCUUCAAAAACGGGCGAUUCUUCUCUCCCCACCUGCCCGCGCGCGAAUGACACAUCUCGAUGGAACGAUCCAAAAUCGUAAAUCGUAAAUAUAAUGAAGAUAAUAAGAAUGUCUGUGCCACCUCCACCACCGCCUCCACAGGCUGCUGCCUCUGGCCCACCAGUGGGAGACAACAGAAAUUUACUGCUACAGUCCAUAAGGGCAGGUAAAACUUUGAAGAAGACUGUUACUGUGGACAAAAGCGCACCUGCUAUUGCUGGGAAAGUUAAAGGAGAAUCAAUAAGCCCAUCGUUGAGCAGUAAUAGUAGAACUAAUAGUUCUAAUGCAGCAAUAAGUAGCAGUAAUGGUGGACCCAUGUCCCUGGGUGGUUUAUUCGCGGGUGGAAUGCCGAAAUUAAAACCUACAGGAUUAAGAGGGAAUAUGACCGAGAAAGAGGGACAAAAUGUACAUAACUCUAGCUUUCUUCAUUCAUCGCCUGGAUCUUCUCAUAGUAUGAAGCGUGGUCCCCCUCCGAUCCCGCCACCAGCCGCGCAGAAACCACAGAUAUUUAGUCAGGGACAAAGUACCACAGAUUCCGCAACAAGCAAUUCAGACACUAUGCCCAGAGGAUUCGCGAAAUCAGCCACUGUGCCUAAACCAGUGCCGUCGCCUAGUCUGCAGAAACCGUCGCCGCCGCCUAAGAAGUUAAAUCUGACAAGUAGCGUAACCAGCGUAGCUAGGGCGCAGAGCAUGCGUCUACCGCGUUCGCCACCGGUUCUGAUGUCGACAACGCCAUCUUCCUUACAUCAAUCGCAGGAUUGUCUAAACGAGACGAUCGUACCACAACCCACAGCGAGACCAACGAUGAAUCGAGUUCUCAGGCCGCCGGUAACAAGACCCCCAUCGCCACCAAUCUCGCGGUCGGCGAGUAUUGUGCCCACGACGAAACCACCGUCGCCGUCGACCCCGCGGUCAUCGAGUACCAUGCCUGUCAUGAGAGCGGCACCGCCGCCGCCAUCGAGAGUCACAGUUACUGCGCCGUGCAUACCGCCUCCGCCUCCGCCGCUUCCUCAUCGUCCUGCUCCUACACAUCAAAGACUAGCACCGCCGCCGCCGCCACCUCCGACUCCACCUACGAGGAGUCUCUCAGUACGCAACGGCGGCGGUCAAGCCGCGGCGAGUUCCGUUGACCUAGAGGUGCGAUUCGCCGAGAUGUUUCACGCCGCAUCUAAUUUACCACCCCCAGAACCGUUUAAGGGUUUUGUCAAGAUUUAUAGUAGCAGGAAUGCAGCAAAGCAACAAGCUCCAGCUCCACCUCUUCAAUCGUCUUCUACCCCUAGUACACUGCAUUCGUUAAAUACUUCAUCUGGAAGUAAACAGUGGCAACAUAAUGCGACUUCUUUGGCAUAUUAAAAACAUCAUCUGUGUAUACUUAAAUCAUUGCUUUAAGCAUUGAUUAUUGUUUAAAAACUUCUCGAUGCUGCCACACAAUAAAAUAUUAAAUUAAGUGUGCAUGGAAAGAAUGAAUCAGCAAAGCAUAAGAGUUUCCGAGAAAGUGAGGUCUUAAAUUUGCGAGCCCAGUUAUACAAUAAAAUGUUUUAGACAAUAUUUUCUGUACAGUUUAUCUUAGGAAAAUCUAUUUAAUAUAGAUUAUACUUAUAUAUAUAAUAUAUAUUAUAUAUAUAUAUAUAU
Messenger RNA from Cataglyphis hispanica, 2239 nucleotides. Its product is annotated as WAS/WASL-interacting protein family member 3-like. Gene Ontology annotation, molecular function: actin binding; microtubule binding. Gene Ontology annotation, cellular component: actin filament; cytoplasm. Lineage: Eukaryota; Metazoa; Arthropoda; Insecta; Hymenoptera; Formicidae. Gene Ontology annotation, biological process: actin filament polymerization. The record is from RefSeq and is a predicted model, not a curated record. Bases 662 to 1960 code for a protein of 432 amino acids. The transcript is spliced from 5 exons.